CUACCCUUCCCGCAGCGUCCCGGGCUCGGUGGGUGCGCCAAGCCGACGCCAGCGCCACGGAGCCAGCCCGAGUCGGAUCAGAUGAGGAAACAGGUUCUAAGACAUGCAGUAAAUUUCACAAGGUUACAUCAGCUGGAGAGCAAUGGAGUCAAGAUCUGAAGCUGGGCAUUCUGGCUUCAGAGGCUCUGCACUUAACCACGGUACUGUCCUGUUUUUCUGGACCUCAGUUCCUUUAUCAAUGAAAAGGACAUUGCUCAUGGUGUUGACGUGAAGGACCCAGGUCUGUCUUCCCCGGGUGAUUGGAAACCUUCAGGUUAAGAACCACAUCUAUUUAUACAGAAUCCUGGCAUAGUCCUUGGACACUGAGCUGAAGAAGGAAGAUGGCAAGACUAAAGGAACCUAGGCAUUCGAGACAGCCACAGGAUUUCUCCACACUCUGAAAGUUCACAGAGAUUGUGGAGCAAAGUGCAGAGAAGCCCCACCCACCAUGGAGGUGGAGGCGGCAGAGGCCCGGGCCCCAGCUCCUGGCUACAAGCGGUCUGGCCGCCGCUAUAAGUGCUUGUCCUGUACCAAGACAUUUCCAAAUGCGCCCAGGGCAGCGCGCCACGCUGCCACCCAUGCACCUGCAGACUGCAGUGAGGAGGUGGCCGAGGUGAAGCCAAAGGCUGAUACAGAACCCAAGGCCGAGGAAGCCGGUGGGGACAAGGUGUCAGGGUCAGCAGCCAAGCCUCGGCCUUACGCCUGUCCGCUGUGCCCAAAAGCCUACAAGACGGCACCCGAGUUGCGCAGCCAUGGGCGCAGCCACACAGGCGAGAAACCCUUUCCGUGCCCGGAGUGUGGGCGUCGCUUCAUGCAGCCAGUGUGCCUGCGCGUGCACCUGGCCUCGCACGCUGGCGAGCUGCCCUUCCGAUGUGCACACUGCCCCAAGGCCUAUGGCGCGCUCUCCAAGCUCAAGAUCCACCAGCGUGGUCACACGGGCGAGCGGCCCUACGCCUGUGCAGAUUGCGGCAAGAGCUUCGCCGAUCCCUCGGUGUUCCGCAAGCACCGACGCACUCACGCCGGCCUGCGGCCCUAUGGCUGCGAGCGCUGCGGCAAGGCCUACGCCGAGCUCAAGGACUUGCGCAACCACGAACGGUCCCACACUGGCGAGCGCCCCUUCCUGUGCUCUGAGUGCGGAAAGAGCUUUUCUCGCUCGUCGUCGCUCACGUGCCACCAGCGCAUCCACGCGGCGCAGAAGCCCUACCGCUGCCCGGCCUGCGGCAAGGGCUUCACGCAGCUCAGCUCCUACCAGAGCCACGAGCGCACGCACUCGGGCGAGAAGCCCUUCCUGUGCCCGCGCUGCGGCCGCAUGUUCUCCGACCCGUCCAGCUUCCGGCGCCACCAGCGCGCGCACGAGGGCGUGAAGCCGUACCGCUGCGAGAAGUGCGGCAAGGACUUCCGGCAGCCGGCCGACCUGGCCAUGCACCGGCGCGUGCACACCGGCGACCGGCCCUUCAAGUGCCUGCAGUGCGACAAGACCUUCGUGGCGUCCUGGGACCUCAAGCGGCACGCGCUGGUGCACUCGGGCCAGCGGCCGUUCCGCUGCGAGGAGUGCGGGCGCGCCUUCGCCGAGCGCGCCAGCCUCACCAAGCACAGCCGCGUGCACUCGGGCGAGCGCCCGUUCCACUGCAACGCCUGCGGCAAGUCCUUCGUGGUGUCCUCCAGCCUGCGGAAGCACGAGCGGACCCAUCGGAGCAGCAGCAGCGAGGCUGCGGGGGCCGCCCCCCAGCAGGAGCUGGUGGUGGGGCUGGCCCUGCCGGUGGGCGUGGAGGGCCCGGCCGCCCCAGGGGCGGCGCUGGGGGACCCCCCGGCCGGGCUGCUGGGGCUGCCCCCGGAGUCGGCCGGUGUGAUGGCCACGCAGUGGCAAGUGGUGGGCAUGACGGUGGAGCACGUGGAGUGCCUGAACGCGGGCGGCGCGGAGGCGCCCGGCCCCAUGGGCGAGACGGGCGAGGUGGGGGGCGGCGAGGAGACGGACGAGAAGCCCCCGCAGUUCGCGUGUCGCGAGUGUAAGGAGACCUUCUCCACGCUGACGUUGCUGCGGCGCCACGAGCGCUCGCACCCGGAGCUCCGGCCCUUCGCCUGCACCCAGUGCGGCAAGAGCUUCUCAGACAGGGCCGGGCUGCGCAAGCACAGCCGAACCCACAGCUCCGUGCGCCCCUACGCCUGCCCGCACUGCCCCAAGGCCUUCCUGAGCGCCAGUGACCUGCGCAAGCACGAACGCACGCACCCCGCGCCCAUCGAGACCCCCGCUCCCCUGGAGCCCCUUGUGGCUCUGCUGGGAAUGCCUGAAGAGGGGCCAGCCUGAGCCCGCCGUCCCCCCAUCCGCGCCCAGCGCGUGUCUCCCCAACUGCCUUGUGCCCCACCCCACCCCCAUCUCCCCAGCUCGAUCUAGACUCUGGGUACCUAUUCUUGAGCAACUAGCUCACCUGGCUGCACCCGAGAGCUGGCAUGCUGGAGGCUGGGCCCACUUGUGAGGACUGAAAACCCCUCAUUAAAGCAUCCACUCCGACACCGGGUCCUCUAAUGUGUUCUAGUUGGGGUGAGUGGUUGGGAGUUUGAGCAUCGGGUAAGGUUCAGUGGAGACCCCUGAACUGACCGCAAACUAGAAGGGUUUUUAGAUGCAUGGUUUCCCAAGGAAUCUUAAGGGAUAUCUUGGGACAAAGGAUUCCGUGGCCAAGUCGGCACAGAAGGCCCUCGGCCCUUGGGAAUUCCUGGUGGUUCCACGUUGUAUGCAUUGAAGGCAUUAAAUCCUGUACCAACAGAUCUGUUUAGAUGUGUUUUGUCCACACUUUGGACCAUGGAAACCUUUUACUGAGUAAUGCUACUUCUUCUGUCCUUUUAUGGAUAAUUAAUGGAGACUCAGCAUUUACCUCCUGUAAAUGACGAUGACAAACUAGAAAAUAUACUUGAAGGAAGAAAACACUCCCAUGCACAACAAUGAAACCCAUGAAUUACAAAGGAAAAAAAGCUCACAAGAAAUGUGCAAACCCUAUAUGAAGAAAAUGAUGAAGUAAUGAGGACAUGAAUGGAAAAAGUUGUUACUAAAAGGACUGAGAUUUAGCCCAGUGGCAGGACUUGCUUAGCAUGUGACUUCUAUCCCCAGCACUGGGAGAAUAAAAAAGUUUGAUCCUUAAAUUCACGACCAUUCUAGAAGAUUUCUUUUCUUCCUUAUUUGUAUGCAUGUUUUACAUCCUUAGCAAA
Dipodomys ordii (Ord's kangaroo rat) is the source of this 3240-nucleotide messenger RNA. It is a transcript of the gene Znf668, whose product is annotated as zinc finger protein 668. The record is from RefSeq and is a predicted model, not a curated record. Gene Ontology annotation, molecular function: RNA polymerase II cis-regulatory region sequence-specific DNA binding; DNA-binding transcription factor activity. The transcript has 5 exons. The coding region runs from base 488 to 2344 and encodes 618 amino acids. Gene Ontology annotation, biological process: regulation of transcription by RNA polymerase II. NCBI's taxonomy places the organism in Eukaryota, Metazoa, Chordata, Mammalia, Rodentia, Heteromyidae.